Molecule: messenger RNA, 1663 nt
Organism: Mizuhopecten yessoensis (Yesso scallop)
Lineage: Eukaryota; Metazoa; Mollusca; Bivalvia; Pectinida; Pectinidae
Product: hydroxyacyl-thioester dehydratase type 2, mitochondrial-like
Exons: 4
Coding region: 115-648 (177 amino acids)
Source: RefSeq, a predicted model, not a curated record
CUUGAUUUAAGCUCUUUUGUGGGCGAGAUAAAAAUGUUAACAUGACCAUAAACAAAAAUAACCCGGGAGCGCCAGAGAAGUCCGUCUCUUCGUCUUAGACUUUAACGGGGAUGUAUGACAUCACAACGUAUCUACGACGACCUUCGGUUCUGGUACAACACAAUUCUACUCUCAAAUAAGAUGGCACCAUUGACCAUGCUGUCGCACAUCAGACGGGCAUUCUGCACAAGGACACACAGUUUGCAAACCGGUAGCAAAGCAUCGCUAACGAAAGUGUUUACAGCAGAAGAAGUGAAGACAUUUUCCGAGAUCAGUCAAGACAAAAAUCCUAUUCACAUCGAUCCAGAAUAUGCUGCAAAUACUAGAUUUGGGAAAUGUAUUGUCCAUGGCGUUUUAUUAAACGGUUUACUGUCAGCGGUGUGUUCCACCAAGUUGCCAGGACCGGGUGCUGUAUACCUGUCUCAGGAAUUAAGAUUUGUGGCUCCAGCUUUCAUAGACCGGUCUGUCACAGCUGAGGUUGAAGUACUGAAUAUUGAAAGACUGGUCAUGACUUUAUCAACAACUGUUCGAGAAACUGAGACACAGAAGGUUCUGAUGGAAGGAUCAGCCAGGCUUAUGAUACCAAAGCAUUUGGCUAGGGGGAGGUAACCCUUGUGAACUUGGCUCAGGAAAUCUCUGAGAAAUUGUUUUGUCUAUCAGACUCCCCUUGCUACAACUCUGCAUGAGUUCUUAUCUAGGAAUUUGCCGUAUGGUUUUAUUUACUGGACAAAACUUACAGUUGCAGUGUUUGGGUGAAAAAAGAUCUUCAAAAUGUACUUAUCCUCUAGUCCGGACUGUGUUCAAGAGCAAAUGAGAAACAUGUUGAAUGAAUAGAUAGAAUUAGCUGUUGAUGACAGAAAUGAGUGGUGAAAUGAUUCUGUUUUAGUUCUAGAGUUUAUCACAAGUCCCCUUUAUAUGGACCACUGAGGACACUUAGAUAUGAGAAAUAGUAAAAUGCAGAUAUUUACUACAUGUUGAAUUAUUUGACCUUUCUAUUUUUUUGGCCAGAUAUGUGCACGGUGUGAGAUUUUAGAAAGAUUUGUAACACCACGAUAUGUGCACGGUUAUAUAUUUUAGAAAGAUUUGUAACACCAGGAUAUGUGCACGGUUAUAUAUUUUAGAAAGAUUUGUAACACCAGGAUAUGUGCACAGUUAUAGAUUUUAGAAAGAUUUGUAACACCAGGAUAUGUGCACAGUUAUAUAUUUUAGAAAGAUUUGUAACACUAGGAUAUGUGCACAGUUAUAGAUUUUAGAAAGAUUCGUAACACCAGGAUAUGUGCACGGUGUGAGAUUUUAGAAAGGUUCGUAACACCAGGAUAUGUGAACGGUGUGAGAUUUUAGAAAGAUUCGUAACACCAGGAUAUGUGCACGGUGUGAGAUUUUAGAAAGGUUCGUAACACCAGGAUAUGUGAACGGUGUGAGAUUUUAGAAAGAUCCGUAACACCAGGAUAUGUGCACGGUGCGAGAUUUUAGAAAGGUUCAUAACACCGGGAUAUGUGCACGGUGUGAGAUUUUAGAAAUAUCCGUAACACCAGGAUAUGUUUUGCAUCAAAAGUUUGUGAAUGUUAUUGCCUUCCAUUUAGUUAUAAAUGACAUCAAUAAAUUUUAAAAUCAAUAAAAAAAA